Molecule: messenger RNA, 4575 nt
Organism: Echinops telfairi (small Madagascar hedgehog)
Lineage: Eukaryota; Metazoa; Chordata; Mammalia; Afrosoricida; Tenrecidae
Gene: LGR5
Product: leucine rich repeat containing G protein-coupled receptor 5
Exons: 19
Coding region: 1-2790 (929 amino acids)
Biological process (GO): G protein-coupled receptor signaling pathway
Cellular component (GO): membrane
Molecular function (GO): protein-hormone receptor activity; G protein-coupled receptor activity; protein binding
Source: RefSeq, a predicted model, not a curated record
AUGCCUUUGCUUCCGAUGCUGCUCGGCGGUGCUCAGAGCCUAGUGUCUCUCACCUGGGGGCACUCUACGGCUGACAGCGCUCUGGACAAAAGCAAGCCGCUGCCCGUGCAGCAGCGCUCGACUAGAGAAGCACUAGAUGUCUGCCACCCAUUCGUGGAAGACGGCUCCGAGGAAGCCUGCGGCAUCUCGGGCCUCCGGGCACCUCUGGGUUUGUCUGAACUGCAUUUCCUUGUGGUGGCAUAUGCCGCUCCUCACACACUCUCUGUUUUCCCCUCCAGAGACCUCAGUAUGAACAACAUCAGUCAGCUGCCCCCGAGGCCCCUGCACAACCUCCGCUUCCUAGAGGAGCUACGUCUUGCUGGAAACGCUUUGACAUACAUUCCCAAGGGAGCAUUUGCUGGUCUUUACAGUCUUAAAGUUCUGAUGCUGCAGAAUAAUCAGCUGAGGCAAGUACCCACAGAAGCACUUCAGAAUUUGCGAAGCCUCCAGUCCCUGCGCCUGGAUGCCAACCACAUCAGCUACGUGCCCCCCGCGUGUUUCACUGGCCUGCACUCCCUGAGGCACCUGUGGCUGGAUGACAAUGCCUUGACAGAAAUUCCCAUCCAGGCUUUCAGAAGUUUAUCAGCGUUGCAGGCCAUGACUUUGGCCCUUAACAAAAUACACCACAUACCAGACUAUGCCUUCGGAAACCUCUCCAGCUUGGUAGUUCUGCAUCUCCAUAACAACAGAAUCCACUCCCUGGGAAAGAGAUGCUUUGAGGGGCUCCACAGCCUGGAGACUUUGGAUUUAAAUUACAAUAACCUUGAUGAAUUCCCCACUGCAAUCAAGACACUUUCCAACCUGAAAGAGUUAGGAUUUCAUAGCAACAAUAUCAAGUCGAUACCUGAGAAAGCAUUUGUAGGCAACCCUUCUCUGAUUACAAUACAUUUCUAUGACAACCCCAUCCAACUUGUUGGGAGAUCUGCUUUUCAGCAUUUACCUGAACUAAGAACACUGACUUUGAAUGGUGCCUCGCACCUAACUGAAUUUCCUGAUCUGAGUGGAACUGCCAGCCUCGAGAGUCUCACUUUAACUGGGGCCCAGAUCUCAUCCCUCCCCCAAACUGUCUGCAGUCAGUUACCUAAUCUCCAAAUGCUAGACCUGUCAUACAACCGGCUAGAAGAUUUACCCAGUUUUUCAGUCUGCCAGAAACUUCAGAAAAUUGACCUCCGACAUAACGACAUCUCGGAAGUCAGAGCCGACGCGUUCCAGCAGCUGUCGAGCCUCCGAGCCCUAAAUUUAGCUUGGAACAAAAUUGCUGCUAUUCAUGCCAACGCAUUUUCAACUUUGCCAUCUUUAAUGAAACUGGACCUGUCAUCCAAUCGCCUGUCGUCUUUUCCCGUAACUGGGUUACAUGGUUUAACUCACUUAAAAUUAACAGGAAAUCAUGCCUUACAGAGCUUGAUAUCAUCUGAAAACUUUCCAGAACUCAAGAUAAUAGAAAUGCCAUAUGCUUAUCAAUGCUGUGCAUUUGGCGUGUGUGAGAACGUCUAUAAAUUCUCUAAUCAAUGGAAUAGAGGUGACAACAGCACGGUAGAUGACCUUCAUAAGAAAGAUGCCGGACUAUUUCAUGUUCAAGAUGAGCGUGACCUUGAAGACUUCUUGUUCGACUUUGAGGAAGACCUGAAAGCCCUUCAUUCAGUGCAAUGUUCACCUUCUCCAGGACCCUUCAAGCCCUGUGAACAUCUGUUUGGUAGCUGGCUGAUCCGAAUUGGAGUGUGGGCUAUAGCCGUUUUGGCGCUUACCGGCAAUGCCUUGGUGACUUCGACGGUGUUCAGAUCCCCUCUGUAUAUUUCCUCUAUAAAACUGCUAAUUGGGUUGAUAGCGGUGGCGAACAUGCACAUGGGGGUCUCCACUGCUGUGCUGGCUGGGGUGGAUGCAUUCACUUUUGGCAGUUUUGCACAAUAUGGUGCAUGGUGGGAGAAGGGGGCUGGCUGCCAAGUCAUCGGUUUUCUGUCCAUCUUUGCUUCCGAGUCGUCUGUUUUUCUGCUUACCUUGGCAGCCCUAGAGCGCGGUUUCUCUGUGAAGUGUUCUCCAAAAUUUGAAACAAAAACGCCUUUUUCCAGUCUCAAAGUAAUUGUUUUGUUCUGUGCCCUGCUGGCGCUGACCAUUGCCACAGUGCCCCUGCUGGGCGGCAGUGAGUACAACGCCUCCCCGCUCUGCCUGCCCCUGCCCUUUGGGGAGCCCAGCACCACUGGCUACAUGGUCGCCCUGGUCUUGCUCAAUUCCCUUUGCUUCCUUGUGAUGACCAUUGUCUACACCAAGCUCUACUGCAAUUUGGAAAAGAGAGACCUGGAGAACAUUUGGGACUGUGCCAUGGUGAAGCACGUCGCCUUGUUGCUCUUCACCAAUUGUAUCCUGUACUGCCCCGUGGCCUUCUUGUCUUUCUCCUCUUUACUGAGCCUCCCCUUUAUCAGUCCCGACGUGAUUACGUUUAUUCUGCUGGUGAUUGUCCCACUCCCUGCAUGUCUCAACCCCCUGCUCUACAUCCUCUUCAAUCCACAUUUUAAGGAGGAUCUAGGGAGCCUGGGAAAGCAAACUCACUUCUGGACAAGAUCAAAACACCCAAGCCUCACGUCUAUUAACUCUGAUGAUGUUGAAAAACAGUCUUGUGAUUCCACCCAAGCCUUGGUCCCCUUUACCAGUGCCAGCAUAGCCUAUGACCUGCCUUCCACCUCCGUGCCCUCGCCAGCUUACCCAAUGAGUGAAAGCUGUCAUCUGUCGUCAGUAGCAUUUGUUCCAUGUCUCUAAUGAAGGUGAGAGAGCACACCUCCUCAAAGUGUGAGAUUGAGUGUGUCCGGAGCAGUCGCUAAGAAGAACUGAGUUUCGUUUCAGUAAAUUCUCUCCGUGGGGCAAAAGUUGAAAAUCUAUCGAUUCGUGAAAGUAAAAAGUGAGUCUAAAUGCUGUUCGUAGAACUAGUUCAACAAAGAGAUUGAUCACUCACACUCCUGUGGGGAGCCCGGAUCAAAGACGGGCAUUGAAAUGACCUUCACGAAACCUUCUACGUGAUUUCAAGUGAAUGCUCUUUAGACUCAUCAACCUAAUGGUGUGGGGGGGAAAGAAUACCAAGAACUUCCUCUUAUAAUAGGUUUAUUUAAGCAAAAAAUCCUUAAGAGGUGGUCGAAACAAAAGAGACUAACGAUUUUCAACAUCCGAUCUUAUUAAAUGGCCCAGAGAACUGCCUUAGUGCCCCUUUUUCUCCCCUCAGGAUGGUGCCGUAGUUAAGCACUGGGCUGCUAAGACAAGGUCAGCCUUAGGCCCCGGCCCAUCAGCUACUCUGCAGGAAAAAUAAGGCAGAGUACUUCUGCAGAAAUGGCUGUCGGGAAGCCCUUUCCGGCAAUCCUGCGCUAUGAUCUAGUUUUGCUGAGUCAAAAUUGAUGACAAUGGGUUUGGUUUCUGGGGUUUGCCUUUCCUCAGACAAGAUCUUGUUAGGUCAUCAAUGCCCCUGAGGAAAGUUUAAGGUAUUAUUAACGCACUCACAUUCUGGUUAUUUUUAGAGAAACUGAGUUUUGUAUAUCAGAACUAAAUGGUUCCACUCUCCCUGGAAUAAACUUGCUUACAAAUAUUUUGAAAGCAAUAUUAAAUUAAGUCUUAAAUUACCAAGAAAGCGAUCAUGCACAAGAGUUUUUCCUUGUCUAACUCAUUUGGAACCCCUGGCUGUACAGAGCUCAGAAUAAGAGUCCAUUGCUGGCAACGGACAUGCUAGAAAAGAAAUGCAAAGCACUCUGGGACUUUUUUUAAUGAAUGCACAAGAGGUUCCAUAAGUUGAUUCAAAUGAAUGUGCAUCUUAGGCUAAUGAUCAAGUGUAAGAAUGAUAUCAAUGUACUGACGUGGCUUAUUACAUGUAUUUCUCUAAAGAGCUCUGUAAGUUAGGGUCUGACACCACUUCUGAGUCAGCAAAGGCGCAGUAAGUAGCAUUUCAUCCUCCCUAUUCAGCUGGGUUUUAGUUAUGUUCUCUCUGGAUCAACCUCCUGGGUGUUAGAGACAUUGGUCCUCGGUGUAUUCCAUAUUUAAUACAUGUGUUAGCUAUUUUAAAAGGUAAAAUAUUAAAAUUAAAAGUUGGAGAAUUAUUUUGUAGCAUCUAUUAUCCUACAUUAGCUUCAAUACAUCCAAACCAAAAGGUAGAUUUAGUGAGAUUUAUUUUUAUAUAAGCAUGUUUAUUUUGAUCAGAUGUUUUAACUUGGAAUUGAAGUGAAAUACAUUUAUGAGAUGUUUUAUAAAAGUUGUAAAUAUAGAACUGUAUUUAUUACUACAGUAAAGAUUCAGCAAUAUUAAGAACCAUGAUAUCAAACUAUGUACAGUGACAUAUUCUUCCAUAUAUGUUGUGUUUCUCUGUCCAUUUUCUUUAAGUUCAUCAACUGUAUAUAAUAUAUGUGAGUGUAUAGUACUUGUAAAUAGAUUCUAAACUUGCUUUUCUAUUGGGUACAAAAUAAAAUAAUUUGUAAUAAAAUGUGUGACUCGAAAACAAAAUAUUUUCAAGUGUAUUUUUGAGCUGAAUAAACCUCCUGCCUUUGAGUCGGUUUGGAUUCAUAGAGC